AUGGCCGAGGAACCACAGCGCAACGAGUCGCAGUCAAAUGGGCAUGCCACUGCCGUUGCGACAGAGCCCGCGAAGCCGCUGCCGCCAGGCGUCGUCCUCGGGCCCGGUGGCAAGCCUUGCCGUGCAUGCUCAAGCAAGACCGCCUUCUCCGCCCUGGCCAAGUCCAUGAAGGCACCGGCCUCAACCGCAUCAACCACACCAUCCAAGACGAGCACAGUCACCACCGCCCCGCCGACCGACUGCCCAGCCGACGUCGAGACCCUUGGACGGAGCACAUGGACACUCCUCCACUCGAUAGCCGCCACGUACCCUACCGCCCCCAGCUCGUCCCAGCAGAACGACCUGGUCAGCUUCGUCCGGCUCUUCUCCCGCCUGUACCCGUGUUGGGUCUGCGCCGACGACUUCCAGGGCUACAUAGAGAAAGACCCCGUCAAGGCCGGCAGCCGCGGCGAGUUUGGUAAAUGGCUGUGCGACGCCCACAACGACGUCAACAAGAAGCUGGGCAAGCCCGUCUUCGACUGCUCCAAGUGGGAGGAGCGAUGGCGCACGGGUUGGAAGGACGGGAGAUGCGACUGA
Diaporthe citri is the source of this 576-nucleotide messenger RNA. RefSeq lists its product as uncharacterized. Gene Ontology annotation, molecular function: flavin adenine dinucleotide binding; flavin-dependent sulfhydryl oxidase activity. The record is from RefSeq and is a predicted model, not a curated record. The transcript is spliced from 2 exons. Gene Ontology annotation, cellular component: mitochondrion. Lineage: Eukaryota; Fungi; Ascomycota; Sordariomycetes; Diaporthales; Diaporthaceae. Bases 1 to 576 code for a protein of 191 amino acids.